Messenger RNA from Vicia faba (fava bean), 909 nucleotides. The record is from the annotation of a GenBank genome assembly. Lineage: Eukaryota; Viridiplantae; Streptophyta; Magnoliopsida; Fabales; Fabaceae.
AUGGAUUCAGACAAUUCAGAUAAUUACGAUCAAGAAUUUUGGGAGUUAGUUGAAGAAGAAUUUAUGGACGACAGUGAUGAAGAACAACAUCUUCAAAAUGAAUGUCAAUUUGGAAGUUCCUCUAGGCCAAAGAGAAGAACUACGGUAGAUCGAGAUCGUGAAGAAGUGCACAAUCGGUUAUUCAAUGACUACUUCUCAGAAAAUCCAGUAUGCACAGAUGUACAAUUCCGAAAAAGGUUCAGAAUGCAUAGGCAUGUGUUUCUUCGAAUUGUAGAUGCCCUCGGCAAUCAUGAUGAAUAUUUCCAAAUGAGGGUCGAUGCAACUGGUAAGAUGGGUCUUUCACCAUUGCAGAAAUGCACAUCUUCUAUUCGUAUGUUGGCAUAUGGGUCUCUCGCUGACAUUGUAGACGAAUAUGUUCGAAUCGGUGAAAGUACCUCAAUUGAGUGCUUAGAAAGAUUCGUUAAGGGCGUGAAUGUUGUAUUUGGGGCUGAGUAUUUGAGAAAGCCUAACAACACUGAUAUUGAACAUAUUUUACAAAUGGGUGAGUCACGUGGCUUUCCAAGUAUGUUGGUUUCCAUUGAUUAUAUGCACUGGGAAUGGAAGAAUUGUCCUGUUGCAUGGAAAGGACAGUUUUGUCGAGGUGAUCAUGGUAAACCCACGAUGAUGCUUGAAGUAGUGGCAUCACAAGACUUGUGGAUUUGGCAUGCAUUUUUUGGUAUUGCAGGUUCAAACAAUGACAUUAAUGUGUUAAACCAAUCCAAUGUGUUUAACGAUAUUUUGGAAGGAUGUGCUGCUAAUAUGCAAUAUACAAUCAAUAGAACUCUUGAUAAUAUGGGGUAUUAUUUAGCGGAUGGAAUAUAUCCUGAGUGGGCUACAUUUGUCAAAACUAUUUUGAUGCUGAAGGGGUAA